AUGCGAUGCAGGGUCAGAUCCGAGAACGGGGCCUUCCUUCUCACCCUGGCAGAGGACGCCACGGUGGGAGACUUGAUCUCUCAAAUCACGGAGAAAACAUCGAUUCAAAGCUUUCACACCAAAAUUGGCUACCCCCCAAAGCCCCUCCUCCUCGAAGAGAGCGAUACCUCCUCACCCCUCAGCGCCCUGGGCGUGAAGCUAGACGGCGAACAACUCACCAUAAGCCGAAAGGAUGGUCUUCCUACGGGCCAAGGAGACACAAUAGUCACAAAUGUGAAAGGCGGCAUCUCUGCCCCGGCACCAAAGGCUGGGUCAACCCCGAUUGGAGCUGGAUCAUCAAUACCCAAGGAGGGCAGGUCAGCCGGGCCAGUAUCGCUGGCACGGAAAGCUAUGGAGGGGGAUGUACCUGAGCAGCCGUUUCCGGAGAGGGGGACUACUGUGGGCAAGUCUAUCACCCCUGGUCUCUGCUUCUAG
Messenger RNA from Drepanopeziza brunnea f. sp. 'multigermtubi' MB_m1, 474 nucleotides. Lineage: Eukaryota; Fungi; Ascomycota; Leotiomycetes; Helotiales; Drepanopezizaceae. The record is from RefSeq and is a predicted model, not a curated record.